AUGGCCGAUGAAAACCAACCAGCGUGGGAGGUCGAGGAGCCGACCGACAGCCCGCCGGCACCAGCAAUCGUCUUAGAAGCGUGCUGCGACAGCCGCGAGAGCGUGCGCAACGCCGUCAGAGGUGGCGCCUUGCGCGUGGAAAUCUGCGCGCGCGCGUCGCUGCAUUGCGGCGGUCUGACGCCCUCACCGGCGCUCGUCCGGGCGGCGCUCGAGGAGGCCGCGGACGUUGUGGCCUUGGUGCGCAUUCGGAGCGGCGAUUUCGUAUAUACGGAGGAGGAGCUGCGGGACAUGGUGAGCGAGGUGCGAGAAUUGAGGAGUGUGGGCUGCCGCGGGUUCGCGCUGGGUUGCCUCGGGGCCGACGGUAGUAUUGACGAGGCCGCAACGGCGACGCUGAUCGACGCAGCGGGCAAGGACGCCGUUAUAUGCUUCCACCGCGCGUCGGACGAGGUCCUAAGAAGAGCGAAGGACCUGCGAGCCGUCGACCGCGUCGCGAGUGCGUUAGAACGCCUCGGCUGCGCGCGCGUCCUGUCGUCCGGCGGCGCGGCGACGGCGCGCGGCGGGCGCAGCACGCUCUGGGCCCUCCAGAAGGCUUGUGGGAGGCGGCGCAUCGCGGUCGUCGUCGCGGGUGGUGUCUCCGAGGCGAACGCGGGCCUGCUCGUGAGGGACACGGGCUGCACGCAGCUCCACGCGGCGACGGCCAUUACGCAUGAAGUGGCCCGCGCCGCGCCGACGUCGCUCUUCUUCUCCACCGAACGCGUCGUCGACGCCGAUCGCGUCGCUUCACUCAAUGCCGCGCUCGCCGCCGCCGCCGCGCUGAACGAGGCGCAGGCGACGACGGCGCGCGUCGUGGGCGACGCCAGCGCGCCCGUAGAGCGGUGGUGGUGGCAGGGGAUUUUUUAA
Molecule: messenger RNA, 900 nt
Organism: Pelagomonas calceolata
Lineage: Eukaryota; Pelagophyceae; Pelagomonadales; Pelagomonadaceae
Source: the annotation of a GenBank genome assembly